Molecule: messenger RNA, 1437 nt
Organism: Zea mays
Lineage: Eukaryota; Viridiplantae; Streptophyta; Magnoliopsida; Poales; Poaceae
Product: phosphatidylinositol transfer protein CSR1
Exons: 5
Coding region: 352-1122 (256 amino acids)
Source: RefSeq, a predicted model, not a curated record
AUUAUUGGUGCACAAUGUCGUCAGGCAGGCUGUCAGCCUUGCUCGUCCGAUCCCGCAGGUGAACAGACAGAUGGACUGAUUGGGUAGCUGUUGGCAAGCUAGUUACCCAUUAUUCUUCCACUCCACCUCGCCCGUGGCCCGUACCCGUCGUCGUCGUCCACACAGCCACAAGCUGCUGCUGCUGCUGCGCGUGCUUCCUCUUCAGUUCAGCUGAGGUAGCGGCGCCUCACCCAUCCCCCCCGCUACAUACACAUAUCUCCUUCUUCGAAGAACUCGGUCCUUUGGGAGCGAGCAGGAGCAGGAGCAGGACAGGACCAGGAAGAUCAUUAUCAGGAGAAGCUAGGCGGGGAUAUGGCGAACGCUGGCGGCGGGGCGGCCGGGGAAGGGGAGUGGCUCAAGGUCGCCCAGCUCAGGGCCCUCGUCCAGGAGGACCACCGCGCCAAGGAGGUGGACAACCUGACGCUGCGUCGGUUCCUGCGCGCGCGCGGCCACAACGUGGACAAGGCGGCCGCCAUGCUGCUCAAGUUCCUCAGGUGGCGGGCGGAGGCGGCGCCCGGCGGCGGCACCGUGCGGGAGGAGCAGGUGCGCGGGGAGCUGGAGCAGGACAAGAUCUACAUGGGCGGCGUCGACAGGACCGGCCGCCCCAUCAUCGUCGGCUUGCUCGCCAAGCACUACUCCGCCAACCGCGACAUGGCGGAGUUCAAGAGUACGUCGACGACGUGGCCCUUCUUUCUUCAUCAAUCAAAAUGCGUGUGUACGAUCCCCAGAGGGCAGGAGAAGUUCCUCGCCAUCAUGGAUCUCAAGGGCUGGGGCUACGCAAACUGCGACGUCCGGGCCUACAUCGCGGCCAUUGAGAUCAUGCAGAACUACUACCCGGAGCGGCUGGGCAAGGCGCUGAUGAUCAACGUGCCCUACAUCUUCCUCAAGGUGUGGAAGACGAUGAUCUACCCCUUCAUCGACGCCAACACCAGGGACAAGUUCGUGUUCGUGGAUGACAAGAGCCUGCGGGAGACGCUGCGGCGGGAGAUCGACGAGAGCCAGCUCCCGGAGUUCCUUGGCGGGAAGAUGCCUCUCGUCUCCCUCAAGGACUACGCCCAGCAGCCUCAGCCCGUUUGCGAGUGAGUCUGUCGUAGCGAUGGUGGCCGGCCGGUGACGUGAGCGACCCAAAGCCGAAAGCUGAUUCGAUCUAGACUAAGCUAAUACAGCCUACAAGAGGGAGGAAGAGAGGCCCUACCCGUGGAAUUAAGUCAUUAGUUUGUGGUCCAAUUCAAUAAGAAAGUAAAUGUGGUGUGUGAAGAUGGUAUGGCAUUAUCAGUCUUUAAUCCCAUAUUAUACAUUUAGAUAGAAGAAAAUCAACUUAUAUGUGGUAGUGUUCCCUACUUUUUAUAUGAGAUAAAUAAAGGGAUACGGAGAAUGCUGCACGCACGCUCUCGCUCA